Paracoccidioides lutzii Pb01 is the source of this 918-nucleotide messenger RNA. RefSeq lists its product as hypothetical. The transcript has a single exon. Gene Ontology annotation, cellular component: COG complex; membrane. The coding region runs from base 1 to 918 and encodes 305 amino acids. Gene Ontology annotation, biological process: intra-Golgi vesicle-mediated transport; Golgi organization; protein transport. The record is from RefSeq and is a predicted model, not a curated record.
AUGCCGCACAUACAGUUCGGCAACUCAGACGACUCUGACUCCGACUCCGUCCUCAGUGGCGCUAAUUGCACCGAUUCGAACCUCCCAUUCCCCAAGCCUCUGUCGCGCUCAUCAUUCCUCUCCCCGACCUUCGACCCCGCCACCUUCCUCUCCUCUCUCACAAACCGCCACCAGACCCUCUCCGACCUACAAACUGAACUACGUGAGCUUAGCCAGUCGCUCAACAACGAGCUCCUCGACCUUGUCAAUGAGAACUAUCAGGACUUUCUGUCACUGGGCAGCGCGCUGAGGGGUGGCGAAGAGAAGGUUGAGCAAGUUAGAGUCGGGCUGUUAGGGUUUCAGAGGGAUGUUAAGGGACUGCGGGAUUUGUUUGAAAAGAGGAUUGGGGAGAUGGCGGAGUUGGUAGAGGAGAAGAAAAAGCUGAGGAAGGGGAUUAUGGUUGCGCAUGAAUUGUUGGACGUUGAGUAUAGUAUUGGAGAGUUGGAGGAGUCGCUUAUGAUUGUUGAUGGACGUGGGGAGAAAGCUUCGGGGACUGAUGAUGAUGAUGAAGAUGACUCGGAUUGGAUUAUCGAGAGUGAAAUGGAAGAAAGUGACGGGGGCGGUGAUGGUGGUGAUGCUGCUGGGAGUGGGAGUGACGGUGGUGGCGCACCAACCGUGUCCUUGUCCAGACUGGAACGACAUAUACAAAAGUAUCUCUAUAUCAGGACGAUUAGUGGGAGGGUGGGUGAUAGUCAUCCUUUCAUUGCCCAGCAAGAGGGCAUGAUGGGGAAGAUAAAAACCGCGUUGUUGCUGGAUUUGAAAAUUGCCUUGCGACAAGCGAAGAAUCGACCGCAAAGGCUCCAGGCCGUUACGCGCUUGUAUGAGCUGCUUGGGGGAAGAGCGCAGGAUGGUGACAGUGUAGAAACUGCGAUGCAGUAG